Messenger RNA from Cuscuta epithymum, 723 nucleotides. The record is from the annotation of a GenBank genome assembly. NCBI's taxonomy places the organism in Eukaryota, Viridiplantae, Streptophyta, Magnoliopsida, Solanales, Convolvulaceae.
CCGGGUUUCAGGGCGUUACAAGACCAGACCAGCAAAUUACAGUCCAAGUAAAAACAUCCUUACACUAUGUAAUAACAAAAAAAAAAUCAAGUAAAAAUAAGAAAGAAUGGCAUGAAUAUUACUCUCCCACUUCAGAUGGACAAAAAUAUGACCACUUUAAAAUUAGACAAAAAAGUCACAUUAAAAUGCUAAACCUAACAAUAACUUCUCUCCUGAAACAAUCGACCUCACAUCUCUGUCUCUCCAUCGUGAAGACCUCACAUCUUCGCUUCUCCAUCACGAUCGACCUCACAUCUGCGCUUUGCCUCCGCCGGCCACUAGGGAAGUCCUCCUCUACUUCUCGUCUCCACCGACUGUCUCAGCCUCGCCUCCGCCGGUUGCCUCCACCUCGCUUUCGCCGGCUGCUAGGGUCCGCUGCCCAAUUUGGGGCUAUGGUGAAUCGCCUUCUUCUUCGCUCCGCACUACCUUCUUCUUCGUUGUGAAUUGUCGCCUUCGUUGUUGUCUAGCUUCAUCGAUCUCAUUCCGCCUCCCUAUUCCAGAUCUGGUGGUUGUUGAGUCACAUAGGGAAGGAGACGGGCGAGGCGGUGCGGUUUUGGUUGGGUUGCUAAGAGUCGCAGAAGGUUGGGCGACGGUGGGAUCUGGUAGAAAUUACUACUAGAGAGGUGAUUAAUUUCUACAUAGUAAUUAAUACUACCUCUGAAAUAGGGAGGCGGUGGGACAAGA